This is a messenger RNA of Telopea speciosissima, 728 nucleotides long. Its product is annotated as FCS-Like Zinc finger 14-like. The transcript is spliced from 3 exons. The record is from RefSeq and is a predicted model, not a curated record. NCBI's taxonomy places the organism in Eukaryota, Viridiplantae, Streptophyta, Magnoliopsida, Proteales, Proteaceae. The coding region runs from base 35 to 685 and encodes 216 amino acids.
CCUAAAGAGAGAAAAGGGUGUUCCGGAGGAGGAGAUGACAAGCCCGAAGAGCAUCCUCCGGUCACCGUCACCGAGAGGUAGCUACGGCGGCAUGAAGAAGAAGAAUUGUGAACAAGUAGCAGGUGCUGUGGGUUUGGGUAUCGUUGCCGCCAUGGAGAAAUCCGGGGCCGGAGUCGGACAAGGUGAAAUCCUGGCCAAAUUCUUCGUGGGCAGCCUCAAUCUCAAUCUCAACCGCAACCGCUCUGACCCUAUUCCCAUCGUCGUCCGUGGUGGUGGUCUAAAUUGUACAAAACCCACUGCUACGUCCAGACCUCGACCACGAGUAGGAGCAGAUGCUGAUGUUGAUGACUAUGAAAGACGACGUAAAAGUAGUGUCUUUUGCUUGUCACCGCCUGAAUGUGGUGGUGUAGUCUCUGCCAACCUAGAGAUUCCGGCGUUUCUGACACCAGACUUCCUUAGUUCAUGCCAUCUGUGCCGGAAAAAGCUCCAUGGCAAAGAUAUCUAUAUGUACAGGGGAGAGAAGGCGUUCUGUAGCCCAGAGUGCCGAUACCAACAGAUAGUAACUGAUGAGAGGAAAGAGAAAUGCAGAGCUGAAGCUUCACGACCUGCAGAUCUCUCUGCUUCUCCCUAUACUAACAAUCCCAUUCGGGACCAACUCUUCUCUCCUGGUAUCAUCGCCGCCUAGCUAGCUAGCUAGCUAGCCCCACUACUACUACUACUACUACUAC